AUGCCGAGCGAUGACAGCGAUGCCUACGAUCAUAGUGGCUCCAGUAGCGAGGAGUCUAGCGAAGAGGAAGAGGUGUUGAUAACACAACCUCGGUUUGUCAAGCUGGCGAAGCUGGCUCCAUCGGGUGACCCGUCUCCGUCUACGUCCGUUGGCAACAAACUGGAAUCCCUGGUUACAAAGCCUUUGGCGGCGGCAUCCGAGGUUGCGGUCACAGUUGAUGACACAGACAACUUAGAUCCUGAGGCAGAAUAUCAAGCGUGGCAGGCGCGUGAAUUAGCCCGCUACCAGCGCCAGGCCUCAGGACACGUAUGA
Molecule: messenger RNA, 312 nt
Organism: Diutina rugosa
Lineage: Eukaryota; Fungi; Ascomycota; Pichiomycetes; Serinales; Debaryomycetaceae
Exons: 1
Coding region: 1-312 (103 amino acids)
Source: RefSeq, a predicted model, not a curated record